Sclerotinia trifoliorum is the source of this 2129-nucleotide messenger RNA. The record is from the annotation of a GenBank genome assembly. Lineage: Eukaryota; Fungi; Ascomycota; Leotiomycetes; Helotiales; Sclerotiniaceae.
AUUACGAAGCGGAUUUUUGCCUAGAAACUUCCACUCAAGAUUACUAUUCAAUAUGUAUAUUAUUUAACGUUCAAUACAAACUAUCACACUCUUUCACGGGCAUAUCUAUUUCUUUCUUUCUUUCAUAUUGUGCUGUGAACCAUAACAAAAACCAUAAUCAUAUACUCUUACGAAUCUUGGAAGCUAGCGAUCAUUGACACCGAAGUCAGCAUGUCUACUAACCUCCAAGAUCCAGUCUCUAUAACCAUCACACAUCAUGGGAAACCCCAUACAUUCUCUCUGCCUUCCACGGCGACAAUCACAGACCUCUCCGAUUCCAUCGCAGCCACUCUCUCGAUUCCGCCUUCAAACCAAAAACUCAUGGUUUCCAAACUCGGGCUUUUGAAACACCCCUUCCAAGACCCUUCUCUCUCAAUAACAACCCUCGCCGAUAAAAAGAUAACGCUGAUGGGUAGCACCGUCGCCGAAGCAUCUUCAGUCGCCGCAGGUGCGCUCGCUGCAUCUCGUACUGUCAACGGACCUGGAUCGAGCACGAAGCAGAAAGUAUCCGCAUACAAAACAAGAGAUUGGAAGAAAGAACAAGAGGAAGCACAAUAUACAUUCCAAACUCUCCGACCUCUCCCUUAUCUCCCCAAUCCAUCAAAAUCCCUCCAGUUCCUUCAACGCCUCAAGGAUGAUGCGGGUAUCAAGGCAGCUAUGCGCAAACAUAAAUUCACAGUUCCCCUCCUUACGGAAAUGAACCCGAUUGAACAUACAACUUCCAAUCACGAAGGCACAUCUCGUACGCUGGGACUCAAUAGAAAUCAAGGGGAGGUAAUAGAGUUGAGAUUACGGACCGAUGCAUAUGAUGGGUAUAGAGAUUACAAAACUAUUCGCAAAACUCUGUGUCACGAAUUGGCGCAUAAUGUAUGGGGACCCCAUGAUAGAAACUUCUGGAAUCUAUGUAAACAGAUAGAAAAGGAAGUUGAGGGGAAUGAUUGGAGGAGUGGCGGUCAUGCUGUUGGAGAGGAAGAAUAUCAUGGGGGGGAGGAGGUAGAUGAUCAUGGAGGAUGGACCGGUGGGGAAUUUGUCCUGGGAGUCGGGGGUGCGGGUGCUGCAGAGAGUACGGGUGCAAGCUCAGUUUCUGGUCAAGGAAUGAGUCGAAGAGAAAUAUUGGCAAAGGCGGCUGAGGAGAGAAUGAGGAAGAUUAGGGAACAGAGUGGAGGUGAAGGAUCAAAUGCGGGUGGAGGUGCUUCUUGAUAUACUCGGUGCAUUUGGUUUAUUUUGGUAAUUGGCGUGCUUUUAGCGAUGGCGUUUGUGUUGAUUAGGUCUGAGUUUUUGAGCAGUUCUCAAUCAUAUUCUUAGCGCGGUGCAUAUGGGCAUUGGCAUUGAUUAAGCAGAUCAAUAGAAUAAUCUAAUUUCAUAAACUUAUGAGUCCAUUCGGUUCAAGAUAUCUGGCAAUACAGUCUAUAUUGCUAUUAGUUUGUGUAGUUUCGCAAGACAAUUGGGAUAUUUGGGAGAUGCUCCCUAGGCAUAGAAUUUUGGUGAAGUAGUAGUCACUUUUUGAUCAUGCAUUUAUCUUGAUUGUUUCUUCUUUAAGCUUUUCUCAGUUUAGCUUUCCCAGUUCUCCUUAGAUGAAUCAGUGAUGAACUGGUAUUUGCUGUGAGUGGGUACUCGGUAGAGGAGAAGUAAGAGAUAUCAAUGUCCAAAGGAAACAGUUAGUGGACUUGCUGUAGUAGUCACAAGGGUGUGAUGUGAUUGAUAGUCAAGUGAAGUUCUGAUGCCCGUGUUCAUGCGCUUUUGCUGGAAGGGUUGGUGAAGGAAUAUGCAAGCAUCUACCUAGUUAUGGUGGGCAUUGUAUUCUGGUAUCUAUGAUUGCAUUUUUAAUCUGGAUUUGGAACGCCUCUUUGCUUAAUUUGAUGUAGUAGUUUGAUGGGGUCGUCUUGGUUAAGGAGGGAGACUGGAGAUUUCUGACUUUUAGUGUGUGGAGAAGUGAAGUGAGGUUCUGACAAUCCUUGUUUUGAUGGAGAUGUUCUGAUAGUGAAUUUUAUGAUUUAUGAGAUGUAUUUGAUACGGAAUAAUAUAAGCAAGUUCUUUUUAAACUUGAAACUGGAGUUAUGAAAGCCCUUAACAUUUUUAAGCAUAUAGUC